This is a messenger RNA of Cylicostephanus goldi, 501 nucleotides long. Lineage: Eukaryota; Metazoa; Nematoda; Chromadorea; Rhabditida; Strongylidae. The record is from the annotation of a GenBank genome assembly.
AUGAGUCUUCAGAAUCCCGAUUAUGACAAGAUUCUUUACUGUUUGCAGAGAGCAGAUGCAGAUCUUCUGAGGGAAAAUGAAUGGGCUCCUGUCCGAGAAUUUGCUGAUUUUCCUUGGGUUCCGGUAGUGGACGGCAAUUUCAAGCACACACAGUUGUUAGCUGGGAGCAAUAUGGACGAAAGCAUCUAUUUUAUCGUAUAUCAACUUCCUAACAUCUUCCCAGUGCAAGAUUUCUUCACUAAAAAUGAUUUCGUACCUGAUAGGCAUACCUGGUUGAAGGCGAUAUCCGAUCUUCUACCACGGCAAAUGAUCAAGAGCCAACUAGCAUUAGCAGCAAUUUUGCAUGAAUAUGAACCAGCAAAUCUGCCAGUAAAAGCACAUGAUUGGCUCGAUUCUAUGGAGAAAAUGCUCGGAGACUAUCACUUCACUUGUAAUGUAAAUGAAAUGGCCCUUGCUCAUACUAAACAUGGUGGUGAUACCUAUUACUACUACUUCACUCAU